UGUCAAACAGUCCUCCGAAAAGCUUUAAAAUCUUCUCCUAAUGAAUCAAGUAACGACCUGUGGAAAGCAACCAGUAACCAUACUAAUACCCAAUAUGACGCUUAUAACUCUACUAAGGAAGUUCUCAAAGAUUUCCGUUCUGGACACGAAAACAAACUCCUAAACCAAUUAACCAGUCAAGGAUCCUUUUUCUGCAGCGUCAAGAAGUUCGCUUUAGCUCAGCUUAACAAG
This is a messenger RNA of Paramuricea clavata, 231 nucleotides long. The record is from the annotation of a GenBank genome assembly. NCBI's taxonomy places the organism in Eukaryota, Metazoa, Cnidaria, Anthozoa, Malacalcyonacea, Plexauridae.